Molecule: messenger RNA, 941 nt
Organism: Acomys russatus (golden spiny mouse)
Lineage: Eukaryota; Metazoa; Chordata; Mammalia; Rodentia; Muridae
Gene: Myl12b
Product: myosin light chain 12B
Exons: 4
Coding region: 176-694 (172 amino acids)
Cellular component (GO): stress fiber; cytoplasm; myofibril
Molecular function (GO): calcium ion binding
Source: RefSeq, a predicted model, not a curated record
CAGCAGCAUCCCCCUGCCGCAGUUGGUCGCGCCGAGCUAGCCGGUGCUCCUUCCGCCCCGCCCCCGGGCCGGAAGUGCGGCGCCGCCACCGUCCCGCAUCCCUCCGCUGGUCGCAGUCUCCGGCCGGGUCCUCGGGUUCGCGCGUGCAGCGUCGGAUCUGAUUUAAAUCGCCACCAUGUCGAGCAAAAAGGCAAAGACCAAGACCACCAAGAAGCGCCCUCAGCGGGCAACAUCCAAUGUGUUCGCCAUGUUUGACCAGUCCCAGAUCCAGGAGUUCAAAGAGGCCUUCAACAUGAUCGACCAGAACCGGGAUGGCUUCAUCGACAAGGAGGACUUGCACGACAUGCUGGCUUCCCUAGGGAAGAACCCCACUGACGCCUACCUGGACGCUAUGAUGAACGAGGCCCCGGGCCCCAUCAACUUCACCAUGUUCCUCACCAUGUUUGGAGAGAAGUUGAACGGCACAGACCCUGAGGAUGUCAUCAGAAACGCCUUCGCUUGCUUUGACGAGGAAGCGACAGGCACCAUCCAGGAGGACUACCUGAGGGAGCUGCUGACCACCAUGGGCGACCGCUUCACAGACGAGGAGGUGGAUGAGCUCUACCGGGAGGCCCCCAUCGACAAGAAGGGCAACUUCAACUACAUCGAGUUCACACGCAUCCUCAAGCACGGCGCCAAGGACAAGGACGACUGAGGACGCCCGCUGGGCGUCCUGUGCGGUACCUUACUCACUGCGUUUCUCAGACACUCCUUCCACCUCCUAGGGCCCACUGCAUGCCACUUAGGUUCACAGCUUUGCCUCUUUUCUAAUGUAUUUAUUCCAGACCUUUCUGUCUCUUAGCACUUGUAUAAUCAGACUGGAAAUGGGGACAAUGCUGUAAAUUGUAUUGAAAAUGAGAUGCGAAUAAAAAUCAACAAAUGUGAAAGCCCAGGAAAAUAUA